Messenger RNA from Ilex paraguariensis (yerba mate), 1059 nucleotides. Lineage: Eukaryota; Viridiplantae; Streptophyta; Magnoliopsida; Aquifoliales; Aquifoliaceae. The record is from the annotation of a GenBank genome assembly.
AUGGACGUUGCAUUGAUUUUAGGACUACGCGUGAUAGCAAAACCUGUAAUCCUUAAAGAAGAUGAACCUUUUUCGGAUUUAGAGAGGCUCUAUGGUGCUACUGUUUGGAAUAGGAAGAUCACAGUAGCUUCAAUUGAGGAGAGACUUGAGUCUCUUGGUGGGAGAGAUGACGCGGACUUCACCAGAUCCUUUUUGUUAUUUGUAUUUGCAACAUUGCUAUUUCCGAAAACAAAUUACAAAGUAGAUUCCUGUUUUAUUCCUUUUUUGCGGGACUUAGACAAGGUGAAGGAUUUUGCCUGGGGAGCUGCUGUUCAUGAGGAAGUGUUGAACUGGUUGUGCAGAAAAAAGGAGACUAAUGUACAAUAUGUAGGAGGCUGUCUUAUCUUUUUCCAAGCAUUGAAAUGGAGCCUUGGCAUUGCAAUUGGCAAUCACAUUAGCCUUAAAUAUAAGAAUGGUUUGCUUCCGUUUCAAAUUCCAACUCCAAUGCCUGGAUUCCACGUUGCAAGCGUUGCUUUGAUAUGGUUUUACGAGCAUGUCGAUAUUGGUCGGCCUACUUUAAGAGAUUGCUCCUUGACAUUUCCUCGUGUCUGCCGAUGGGAGAAUAGUAGGUCCAAAAAUCGACAAUGGUUUAUGACCAAAUUUAAGGAACUGCAACAUAAUCAGAUGUUAUGGGAGCUUCAAUUGACUUCCGAGGAGUCAGAAAUGGAUAUAAUUAAAAAGUUAUUUGAUGCGCGAACUGAUGUAAGAGAACCAUACAAUCCACAAUGCUCUUCAAUAAGUGUUUCAGUGCCUAAUGAGGGACAAAGAGAACAAACAGACAAUCCAUGGGCUUCCGAAGAUACUUCCAGUAUUGUUAUCAUUAGCGAUGAGGAUGAUGAGGGUGAUUUGGGAAUAAAAAAUCAGAUUUUAGAAGAGCACAAUGUUGAAUUGAAGAAGGAGAUUGAUAACCUGAAAAAAGAAAAUGAAUUUUUGAAAUGCCAGCUCAUGUUAAGUACAAGGGUAGAAGAGCAAAAUGUAGAACUACGGAAGGAAGUGGAAAACCUGAGACCAGAGAACUAG